Messenger RNA from Anguilla rostrata (American eel), 1300 nucleotides. RefSeq names its product hatching enzyme 1.2-like. Bases 93 to 1010 code for a protein of 305 amino acids. Gene Ontology annotation, biological process: proteolysis. The record is from RefSeq and is a predicted model, not a curated record. Gene Ontology annotation, molecular function: zinc ion binding; metalloendopeptidase activity. The transcript has 10 exons. NCBI's taxonomy places the organism in Eukaryota, Metazoa, Chordata, Actinopteri, Anguilliformes, Anguillidae.
ACUUUUUGAAAACACAUGACCUGUCUACCUGUAUAAAUUGUGAGGCUCUGGUAAUAGUGAGACGAAUUACGAAGACCCACAACGUCGUCAUUAUGUCGUCUCUCCUCUGGUUCACCUUCACCUUCAUGGUGCUCUGUGCAGUGCACUGUUACCCCUCUGAGCAAAUUUCAUCUGGCAUUUCUGCUGAACAGGAGGAGGACCCAGUCAAUGACAACAGUCUGAAAGAAGAGGAAAAUGAUAUCUCAACUUUACUUGAGAAAGCGAACAAGUAUGUGGACAACAGUCUGAAAGAAGAGGAAAGUGAUGUCUCAACUUUAAUUGAGAAAGCAAACAAGUAUGUGGGACAAGAACUGGAUGAGCCAACUGUCAUUGGGGACAUCGCUGUUCCUGCUGAUCUUGGGAAUGCUGACCCUUGCACAUCUCGUGGAUGCAAGUGGGAAAAAUCUUCAGACGGGACUGUUUAUGUGCCCUAUGUAAUCGCCAAUCAGUAUUCAUCGCGGGAAAGAUACAUCAUUGAGCGUGGGCUGCACUCCUUUCCAUCCUACACCUGCGUCCGUUUCAAGCCACACACAACGGAGAGAGACUUCGUGCACAUCCAGUCUCGCGGAGGGUGUUACUCUUAUGUGGGCCGACGGGGUGGUGGCCAGGUGGUGUCUCUGAAUCGCCAGGGCUGCAUCUAUCACGGGGUUGUCCAGCAUGAACUCCUGCACGCCCUAGGAUUCAACCACGAGCAGACACGCAGCGAUCGUGAUGAGCAUGUUCGUAUCCUGUUUGAGAACAUCAUCCAAGGUCAGGAGUACAAUUUCAGGAAAAUCCAUACCAACAACCUAGGGACCCCAUAUGACUACAGCUCUGUCAUGCACUAUGGGAGGGACGCCUUCUCCAAAAAUGGGCAGCCAACUAUUGUGCCCAUUCCAGACAGUAAUGUGGAAAUUGGAAAAGCGAUAGAAAUGAGUCGCUAUGACGUUAUGAGGAUUAAUAGGCUCUAUGAGUGUGGAAGAUCCGGGUAAUUCAAGACUGGUAUCUCACAAACGUCUCACAAAUGAAGAUUUCCUUCCUUUUUUUUUUUGUUUGUUGUUUGGAAAGGAAAUAUAACGCUUACGCUCAUUGCAAUUAAAAAAAAAAAAAAAAAAAUUAUAUAUAUAUAUAUAUAUAUAUGUAAGCUUACUUUAUCAAAACAUUCUUUAAAACCUCUCAGUGCAUGCCAUAAAUAAAAAGAUAAUAUGUUGUUACACAUCAGAACUACAGUAUGUUAAAAAAUUCUGCAUUGUCAAUAAAGCAACAUAUCUACAUUGCAAAA